Tricharina praecox is the source of this 1473-nucleotide messenger RNA. Its product is annotated as S-adenosylmethionine decarboxylase. Bases 1 to 1473 code for a protein of 490 amino acids. Gene Ontology annotation, biological process: spermidine biosynthetic process; spermine biosynthetic process. Gene Ontology annotation, molecular function: adenosylmethionine decarboxylase activity. The transcript is spliced from 2 exons. Lineage: Eukaryota; Fungi; Ascomycota; Pezizomycetes; Pezizales; Pyronemataceae. Gene Ontology annotation, cellular component: cytosol. The record is from RefSeq and is a predicted model, not a curated record.
AUGCCGGAGGUUUCCCUGCCUCUCACCACCUACUCGAUCAAUCACGAGGCUACGAUCGAUUUGGAUUCUACCAAUGCCUUCGAAGGGCCCGAGAAGUUGCUUGAAGUCUGGUUCACGCCGUCUCCCGAACUCCUCCCGAUGUCUGCCCAGCCGGACGGUCUCAAAUCGGUCUCGGAAGACACGUGGAAGGCCAUGCUGGACAUUGUCCGAUGCAAGGUUCUCUCGGUCGUGCGUAACGAGCACGUCGACGCGUACCUGCUCAGCGAGAGUAGCAUGUUCGUCUUCCCCCACAAGCUCAUCCUGAAGACUUGUGGAACCACGACCCUUCUCAGCGGACUCCCGGAGCUACUCCGCAUUGCUGCCCAGGAGGCCGGAUUCACCGAUGCCGGAGAGGCUGCAGCCACUCCGUACAGGGUGUUUUACUCGCGCAAGUCGUUCAUGUUCCCCCAGAAGCAGAUGCACCCCCACCAGAGCUGGAAGGACGAGGUCGACUUCCUGGACAGAUGGUUUGGCAACGGUAGCGCCUACAUGCUCGGCAGGACCAACGGCGAGCACUGGUACCUGUACAUGACCACUCCCGGCUCCGAGCUGUCUCCCCCGCUCACUCCUCAGAGUGAGAUGGAGGAUAUGGAGUUUGCGCUCCACCAAACCGAGACUAAGAUUCUGCACUUCCCCGGAGAAGACGAAGCCGCCAUCUUUAAGAACAUUGGCGGAGGUCGGGACGGAGGCAGUGGAAACGGAAUCUUCGACGAGACGUUGGAGGUGUUGAUGACGGACCUGGACCCAGUCAAGGCCAGGCAGUUCUAUCUCGAAGACGCGAGUACUAUCGCAGCAGGCCAGUACCGCAAGGAGAACGGUGACAAUUCAGCCGACGAGUCUGAUGACGACUGCGGAAAGUCGAUCGACAGCGGGGUCGCCGACUUGCCCGAGAACCUCAGGAGUGAGGGCCACGCCCUGGGCGCCAUAGUCUCGGAGGCAUGCGGACUCAACGACGCAUACCCUCGGUCCAAGUACCCCGAUGCGUGCGUCGACUCGUACAUCUUCUCCCCGUGCGGGUUCUCAGCCAACGGUGUCAUUCCGUCCCCCGACCCGAACGUCACGACCACACACUACUUCACCGUGCACGUCACCCCCGAGCCUCACUGCUCAUACGCCUCGUUCGAGACCAACGUUCCGGGUCGCCAGUCUGGACGGGAGACCGCCGAGAUCUUGGAGCACGUGGUCGAGAUCUUCCGUCCCGGACGCUUCUCAGUCACCCUCUUCGAGGCUAAGCCUGUGGCCCUUGAGAGCCGCCCCGGCAGGGAGGCAUUCCAUGACAUGACCGCGGCCCGCCGUGCGCACCGCAUGGACAAGAUCAAGGGCUACAAGAAGAUCGACAAGAUUGUGCACGAGCUUGACGGUUACGAUCUCGUUUUUAGGUACUACGAGCGCGAUGACUGGCGCGGCGGAGCAAAAGCCUGCAGGGGUUUCUAG